Messenger RNA from Xyrauchen texanus (razorback sucker), 532 nucleotides. RefSeq names its product putative nuclease HARBI1. The record is from RefSeq and is a predicted model, not a curated record. NCBI's taxonomy places the organism in Eukaryota, Metazoa, Chordata, Actinopteri, Cypriniformes, Catostomidae. The coding region runs from base 1 to 480 and encodes 159 amino acids. The transcript is spliced from 2 exons.
AUGACUCUUUUGCAUGGGCCAAUUUUGCAAUUUGCCAGAUGGCUGAAGAAGGUGGCUUUGGUGAUAGCUGGCUGCUGGGAGACAGUGGAUAUCCUCUUCAGCCCCUACCUCUUGACACCUGUGCAGCAUCCAGCCACCAUUGCAGAGGAAAGGUUUAAUCAGGCCCAUGGAAGGACACGCUCUAUAGUGGAGAGGACUAUAGGACUGUGGAAACAAAGUUUUCGCUGCAUCAGCAAGUCCAGUGGUGGCCUAAAGCUAAACCCCACCAAAAGCUGUUCUGUUAUUGUGGUUACUGCAAUUCUCCACAACAUUGCAGUCAGGGAAAAUGUCCAGCUUCCUGAGGAGGAAGUUGGUGCCGUUGGAGCCGAUGGUGAGGAAGAUGCUGUUUCUGAUGAUGAUCCUUUGAACCCACAUCAAGGCAGAAUGCAUCCUGCAGGAGCAGAAGUCAGAGAACUUUUAAUUCAGAAUAUGUUUGGAUGAAAGCCCUACUCAUUUGUUCCGAAUCAGCAAGUUCUGGUGAAGUGUCUGAGAC